UGGCGUUACGGAUGAUUUUACUGAGUCGUAAACUACUCUGUAAUCAUGGUAGAUUAACACAUGAACCUUGGUCCCCAUGCGCCUUCAGAGCCUUUACAAGCCUCUUCAGCACAGCGGCAGAGCAGCGCAGCACGGGAGAUGAUUGCCAUGGUGACGAUGGUGAUGACGACCAAAGUCACUCUGUAGCACAUGUGAGGAUGUUGGAGAUCAGGGCGAGAAAACUGGAGGAGCAGGUCCGAGAUCUUACUGAAAGAUACAAAAGAGCUCUUGCUGACUCUGACAAUGUGCGGAGGAGAACUCAGAAAUUUGUAGAAGAUGCCAAGUUAUUCGGGAUUCAGAGUUUUUGCAGGGACCUGGUGGAGGUGGCAGACCUGCUGCAGGAGACCCUUUGUGUGGAGGAAGGAGAAGAGGCUCAAGAGCUGAGACAGGGCCUAAAGCACAUCCAGUGUCGACUGCAGGAGGUCUUCACCAAACACGGACUGGAAAAGAUGAGGCCGGUGGGGGGCACGUACGACCCCUACCAGCACGAAAUAGUGUGUCACAUCCCGGCCGAGGAGGCGAAGCCCGGCACCAUCGCCAUGGUGAAGCAAGACGGAUACAUGCUGCACGGGCGCACCAUUCGGCACGCCCACGUGGGCAUCGCCGUACAGACCCAGGAGCAGUGAUGGCGGGGGAGACAACUUUUUUUGAUCUGUCCUGCCUUAAGACUUGUGUACAGUCUUUCAACUUUGCCACCUUUGCCUACCAGAUACUAUUUAAGUCAUUUCACAAAUUUGCUCACUUUGUUAAAUAACUAUUUUCUGAGUUGAUUUUUUUCCCCCCCCUUUUUGUAGUUAUUUGAUGUGAUUAUUUUUGGUGUUCAACAAACUUUGAUCUCUUACAUACAUUUCACUUUUUGAAGCAGACAAUGCAUUGCUUAACGAUACAUAUUUGUUUUGCUGUAUUAUUUGUUUAAUAUUUUAAGUUGUGGGAUAACUCUGCCUUUCAUGACCUCAUAGGUUCACUCUUAAAAGCAUUGUAAUACCUCAUUGCCCGUGGGGGAGGAUUCCUGUUCAGGUUGAGCAGCGAAGAGCAUUCGUAGUGUACUGUAGGUUUGAUGCUGAUGUCGGUUAUGAUCUGUUUGCUGUAACAUUGAAGGAUUUGUUGUUCUCGUGAAACUGGAAUAUUUGCACUUUGCACUCCUGUAUUGCGUCUGUAUACGUACGUGAUGACUGGCAAGGUGUGAAAUGAUAGGAAAGAGUGACUGUGUUUUAGGAAAGGUUUCGUGACAGUUAAGUGUUGUCAGUGUGACAACAUUAAGCAUGCUUCAGUUCUGGGCCUGAAGAGGAGGUAUGCGUUGUCCAAAGAGUAUGUUGACUGUUUUGAUAGCAAACAUCAAGGUGCUUGCUUGUUUCAUGUGCAUAGGAGGAACAUAUCGUUGAUUAGGUUUUGUGGCUUCCCUCUGUUCUAGGCGUUUUUACAUUUCACACACAAUGUAUACCCUCAGCGGCCAAAUGCAUAAAUUGUUUGUCUUCUAUUAGCAGUUCAGACACCAGUUUGACUCUAGAAGAUGUCUCAGGACAUUGACUCUGUGAGGUGAUGGAAAGGUUCCGUGAUACUGUUCGUUUGUACUGACACAAUGACAGUACACAGCUGCUUGUAGAAAUGAUAGCAGCAUGUUCAGGCUUAAAAAAGUCUGUCCCUACAGGUUUGCUGCUGACUGGAUGUUUUUGUUUGCCGUCCAUGCACAAACACACACGCACGCACACACACACA
Chanos chanos (milkfish) is the source of this 1755-nucleotide messenger RNA. It is a transcript of the gene grpel2, whose product is annotated as GrpE-like 2, mitochondrial. The record is from RefSeq and is a predicted model, not a curated record. Gene Ontology annotation, biological process: protein folding; protein import into mitochondrial matrix. The coding region runs from base 12 to 665 and encodes 217 amino acids. The transcript has 4 exons. Gene Ontology annotation, molecular function: protein homodimerization activity; protein-folding chaperone binding; adenyl-nucleotide exchange factor activity. NCBI's taxonomy places the organism in Eukaryota, Metazoa, Chordata, Actinopteri, Gonorynchiformes, Chanidae. Gene Ontology annotation, cellular component: PAM complex, Tim23 associated import motor.